This is a messenger RNA of Dunckerocampus dactyliophorus (ringed pipefish), 9141 nucleotides long. RefSeq names its product SET domain containing 2, histone lysine methyltransferase (gene setd2). Gene Ontology annotation, molecular function: histone H3K36 methyltransferase activity; protein binding. NCBI's taxonomy places the organism in Eukaryota, Metazoa, Chordata, Actinopteri, Syngnathiformes, Syngnathidae. Gene Ontology annotation, cellular component: chromosome; nucleus. The record is from RefSeq and is a predicted model, not a curated record. The transcript has 22 exons. The coding region runs from base 443 to 8170 and encodes 2575 amino acids. Gene Ontology annotation, biological process: regulation of DNA-templated transcription.
CACAGCCGCCGCAAAAAAGACACACCAAUGCCGCACACUUAAAAUGCCAAAUAAGACAUGUCACCUGUCCUGCCUUGUUUGGUGUUUAACUUUACUGAUGCAUCUAAAAGGUUGAGAUACAUUCUUGUUCUGGUUAUUCUCAACUCAUGGCUAACAAGUGAGCUAAUGCUAGCUGGAGUAGCACAACACAAGCACUGAGCUGCAGCACAGCAAGUGAGCCGACCAUCACCCACAACAACCCCGUAUGGAUUUGACGUCGGCACGCAUUGUGGCUUGAUGUUUGGCAAAGAACAUAUUGUUGGAAAUUUUGAAGAUGGGAGAGUCCUGUGACCUUCGGCACUCUCUAAAGUGUGGCGGCACUUUGGAGGGCUCAUUUCUCUGAUUUGGAUUAUUCUUGGCCAUGCAGCAUCCUCAGGCCCACUAAUCCUUGACCAGUUUCUCAAUGGACACUCUGCUCAAGUCGGAAAUCAGAGACGAAGGAAGUGGUGCCUCAGUAAAGGUGGAGGGCCUGUCCAAGGCAGCUCUCAUCAAAAGCCUAUCCCCUAGAGUCAUGCUGACCAAUCAUCUUUUGACUAAAGGGACCAAGAUGAAGGUCAACCUUGAAGAUCAGGGUCGUCAGAAAGUGUCCUUCAGCUUCUCGCAGACCAAGAAGCCACUGCACAGCCUCUUUGUUAUCCCUUCCAGCCCUGAAAGGUCUGACUCUGAACCUCACACUGCCUCGUCACAGUCAACAGUCGACAAGGGAAAAGCUACUGAAAGCAAAAAUGAGCAAAAGCAGACACACGCCUUCCUAAAGGAGCAGACACCUUCACAGGUUCCAGGCUUUGCAGCUAAACUGAAAGUGGACUUGGCAAAGAUGCAUUUCAAGAAGCAAAUACUGAGCGUGUCGAUAACUAGGCAAAAACGAACCUCUGUUGAUUCAGACGAGACACCCACUUCUGAUUUGCUGGGUUUGCAGAAAUCUGCAAAUAACAGUGCAAUCAAAUUCCCAUCUCCCCAGCUUCAGAGCCCCAUCACUGUGGCCCCCCCUGAGGAUUCUCACAAGGAUUCCUCUGAAAGUCGGAUAGGGUCUAGUCUGAAGAAACCUGCUGCAUCCUUAGGAAAAGAGGAGAGUUCUUGUAUUAAUGAGCUCGAUAGUACUGUAUACAGAAGGAAAACCAGGUCCCAAACUGGCACAGAGAGUGAUGAAAAUCCAAAUCAGAUGUCUUCCAGACACAAGUCAGUUGACCCCAAAAGUAAAGCCCAUUCGGAAACCAGUAGCAAAGCAGCAACGAGAAGAUCUUCACCUGGCUCACACGGGGAAGAAAAGGAAAAAAGUUCAAAUAGGAAAUUUGAGAAUCACGAAAAGUCCUCUAGUUACACAAAAACAGACCGUGACUCUAGAUACUCAUCAGCACGGUCACUGCGAUCAGAGAAAGAUCGCAGAAGAUCCAGAUCCAGGUCUAGGUCACGAUCUAGAUCUAGAGGCUCUCGAACCAGUUCAUCUUAUUCCAGAUCAGAGAGAUUAAGAACCGACAGAGGUUCUCGUUCAGAAAGGUCCUAUUAUCAUGAUUCGGAUCGCAGAUCGUACAGGAGUCCUCCACGCAGAGACAGGCGACGGUCACGCUCUCGCAACGACAGAACUCGGGAGAGUUCCGACUCUGAAGAUGACCAUCGCAAGACGAGGACAAGGACAAGCGACUCCAAUAGAUCAUCCACCUACUCGAGCUUGCAGAGAGAUUCCAAGUCUUCAUCUUACUCAAAAUCAGAUAAGACAUCUAAAGAUACGCAACAUUCAUCAGAGUUCGAUAAAAGAAGCCAAUCUUCGUCAUCAGUGUCAGAAAGGACUUCAAAACGAUUGUCAGAGUCAGAUUCUCAGCUCAAGUCAUCUCCUGGUGUAGACUCAAGGUCCUAUAAGUCUAGCACCCAUCAUACAGAAGAGAGGAAAUACAACUCUUUCAAUCAGCAUACCCACUUGGAUAAUGAAAAACAUGAAACUCACCCAAAAAACCAAUUGAGGGAAACUGAGGCAGAGCAAAGGACAGAAUCACAGGCUAGCUCUGGUUUAGACGAGAAAUCUAGUGAAGAUGCAGCUUGUAGUCCGGAAUCUAAACAGAUGACCUGGUCACCAGCGAAAACUAGUGAACCUAAUAGACAAUCAAAUGACGUAUUUCACAACCUCAGUGAAAAACCAACCCAUGAAGCCACCCUAGAAUCGUGGUUGCUCGGAGAAAAGGAAAUAUCCAAUAUAAAUUAUACAGCUGAGCGAAGUGAAUGUGGCCACCAGGAUGUCGGGGAGACCUUGAAAGAGGCACUAUGUGAUAGUUUAGAUGGAACAAAAUCAAGUCUCAAAGUUGAGAAAGAAAAUACAUCAGCUGUAACUUUAAAUGAAAGCUUUCAGCAUGCAAAUGUCCCCCUUGAAAAAUUAGACAACCAGAAGGAUGGCCUUUCUCUUCACCAUACAUCACAUGUGACAUCACAUGAGGCAGCGGAAAGUUUAAUACUUACUAGUAGUGAUGGUGUAGUGUGCAACCAGGAUGUAAAAGAUGUUGGUACUUCACAAGGGUCACAGUCUGUACUUGAUACAGAAGAUAUACUUGUCGCACACGAUGUCCAGAACUGUAAACCAGAGGCUGAGCCGAGUAAAGCUGUGACUCCCAUUGACCAGGCGGACACAAAUGCAUCACUACAAUCUGAGGCACCAUGUAAAACUGAGAAUCUGAUGACACUUGAACAGCAAAACACAGACCAUGCUAAAACAAAGAACAGUAGUACUAAAAAGUCCAGAUGGGAUAUUGUCGGGCAGAACACCCUGGGGAGUGAUGAUUCACAGCGGACAAUUUAUGCAGAGAGUAAUCAGACCCUUAAAAAGUUCAUCUGCGUAAAAAAAAUUGAGUUUUCCAAAAACCAAAGUCAGAUAGAUAUCAAGGAGUGUACACACGAAUCUGAAAGACAUUCUGUAUCGGGGAAUGAACAUGAGAGGCUAAAGCAGGCAGAUCGUUAUGAUGACCAAGGGGAGCAUUCACAGGGUGUCACUGGCAUUGACCACCGUGGCAUUGAAAAAAUAAAUCUAGUCCCACCUCAGUGCAACAGUGAUGCAAUACAGGUCAACAUUGCUACACAGAUGCAGAGCUGGAAUGGUAAUGUGGAAGAGAAAUCUGGUGAUAUUGCUCACAAGGGAAAAUUAAAUGCCAUUCAUGAUGGCAUAGAAGCACAGAGCGAGGCCAGUGAUAGUGACAACUCUGAGUAUGACUCUGAUUGUGGCAAGGCAAUAAAACGAUUGCACUCUGUAGUAGUGGUGCCAAAGAAUUCAUCCCUAACAAGUGAAUCAUGUAACACUGGAGCUUCCUCAGGCAGUCCAAUGAAUACACCAGAGUCCCACAAUAGCAGCAUGAAUAGUAGUGAAGUCCACUAUCAAAUCAAUUCUCAACAAAGGCUAGAGGGUGUUUCUUCCAACACCAGUACUCUUUGUCAAUCUCAGAGUAAUAUGAUUGACAGCACCAGUCACUCUGAGGGAUCCGGCUGUGCUGGAAUCGCACAGCCUUACUUGACUGGUCCCAUCAGUGUCCACGAAGGUAUCACUAAUUCCACCCUCAGCCUUGACAGUUCCAAAUAUAGCCAACAACUACAACAUUAUGUUAACAGCGUUAAUGAACGGACACUCACCCAAUACCAACAUUCUUCAGUUGUUGAUGUUAAUGACAUGAUGAGUGGAUUCAUCCAGAGUUGGAAUUUUUCACAGCCAGAGCAGCCUAGUAGUACAUAUCAACAGCCGGACAGCAGCCAUGGACCGCUGUUGGCAAACUCUAAACUUUUAGAAGCCUUUCCUAAAGGACAACAACAUGGGCAUCAUAAUGUCUCCUGGCACCACCAGAGCGCCAACAUGCAGACAAGCCAAAAUCCCUACCUCCAUUUGCAUGAACAGUAUCAGGAUCCUACAGGUGAAAUCCACCCAGACUCUCUCACUAAUGACCAUGAGGACUACUGUGGGGGUAAAGCAUCCUUGCCUAGCAAAGCGACUGUCGAGUACAGUGGACCUUCAGGAUCGUCGGGUUUUGUACAAGGUCAUGAAAUAAGCAGCAACAGCAGGUGCUCUUCUGUCCCUGACCCCUCGAGAGAGGACAAUUUCAGGGCCUACAGAAGCAGGGGUCCUCCCAAAAAAAGGCGGCCAGAGAUGGAGUCUGAUUCAGACAAUGAGGCUGAAGCUGGACCUGCGGGCAAGAAGGAACGUCUAGGAGAGAUUGAGGAAGCUAAAGAAAGUCGAGUCAAAGCUGAGGUGGUACGCCCCUCACUCACACUCCGGGACUUCCAAGACUCUAGUAAAUGGAAAGAGUUUGCUAAGACGAAGAAGAUGCCUCCUUAUUUUGACCUGAUAGAAGAGAAUAUGUAUCUGACCGAACGAAAGAAGAGCAAAUCUCACAGAGAUAUCAAGAGGAUGCAGUGUGAGUGCCCGAUGCUGCCUAAAGAGGACCGUUCAAGGGGAAUGUUGGCGUGCGGGGACGACUGCUUAAAUCGACUGCUGAUGAUCGAAUGCUCGUCACGGUGCUUAAACGGAAUAUACUGCUCGAAUCGACGCUUUCAAAUGAAGCAGCAUGCUGAUUUUGAUGUCAUCCUGACAGAAGAUAAGGGCUGGGGUCUACGGGCAGCUAAAGACUUGCCUUCAAACACUUUUGUGCUAGAAUACUGUGGGGAGGUGUUGGACCACAAAGAGUUCAAAACAAGGGUGAAAGAAUAUGCACGCAACAAGAACAUCCACUACUAUUUUAUGUCUCUAAAGAAUAAUGAGAUUAUUGAUGCAACACUGAAGGGUAAUUGCUCUCGGUUUAUGAACCACAGCUGUGAGCCCAACUGUGAGACCCAAAAGUGGACAGUCAAUGGCCAACUUCGAGUCGGCUUCUUCACUACCAAGGCAGUCGCUGCAGGAACUGAGCUGACGUUUGACUACCAGUUUCAGAGAUACGGGAAAGAAGCCCAGAAGUGCUUCUGUGGAGCCCCUAGCUGCAGAGGCUUCCUGGGUGGGGAGAACAGAGUCAGUGUCCGUGCGGCUGGAGGGAAGAUGAAGAAAGACCGCAGUCGAAAGAGUGCACUCACCACGGUGGAUGAGGAACUGGAGGCCUUACUAGAGAAUGGUGAAGGGCUCUAUGAUGAGAAACAAGUGGUGUCCUUGUGCAGACUUAUGGUCCGUGUGGAAACCAUGGAGCAGAAACUCACCUGUCUCAAGCUCAUACAAGAUACUCAAAAUCCGUCGUGCUUGAAGCAGUUCUUAGAUCAUCACGGCUUGUCUUUGCUCUGGCUCUUCAUGGUGGAAAUUUCUGAAGCCAAGGGCAACAGUGCCAAUAACAUCAAACUGCAAUCAGAGAUUCUGAAAGCCUUGGCUGUGUUACCCAUCUCCACUAAGAACAUGUUGGAAGAGAGCAGAAUCCUGACCUUCAUUCAACGAUGGGCCCAGACGAAAGCGCUCCCUCAGCCUACUGAGAUGGAUGGCUACUCCAGUGAGAACACCUCUCGUGCUCAGACGCCGCUCAACACCCCCGACGGUUCCUCAACCAAACUGGGACCAGAAUCGGACGGGGACACAUCCAAACCGGCUGUGUACCGCCGCCUUAAAAUCAUUAGCGAGAACAGUCUGGACAGCGCGCUCUCUGACGCCAGCAAAGCGUCUGAUGGCAAGGAGGAGGAAGAGGAGGAAGAUGAAGAGGACGAAGAUGAAUCGCCACAAGGAGCACUUCCUGAUGACAAACAAUUGAAGGUAGACACUGCGAGUGAACCUGCUAAUCCAGUGAAUGAAACACAGGAAGAGGAGGUGAAAGAUGUUAAAGAGGAGAAACAGGAAGAGACAGAAAUGGCUUCAGGCAGUCAAGACCAAGCUCAGAGUGAAGACAUUAAAGACCAUAUUGAGUUGCAGGUGGAGCAGAAGGAUUCUGAGCUGAAGGUGGAGACGGGUGAUGAACCACAGGAUGAACUUGAGAAAUCUGACAAACCUAGCAUAGAGGAGCAGACCACUCUGACAGCAGCAGAAAGCACUGAAGUGGUAAGCAACCAGCCUUCGGGUGAGACUCAGGAGGAGUCAGAGAUCCAGACAGUCGAAAUAGAUGUUAAUGACACUCCAACUGAGCAGCCCGCAGAGCAGAUGGUUGCAGAGACAGAAAUACUGGAGGCGCAGAAUCCUCUUCCUGCACCCGAUGCCCAACCAGAUGAGUCGGCCACUGUUGCUCCCCCAAGCUCUGACACACCCGAGGUCAGUAUGCCCGCUGAGGUCACGACAGCCCCCGUGGAUCCACCAGCAAUAGGAACGCCUUCUCAGGAUGAAGAGGAAGCUGUUUCAGAUGUGGAGAGUGAGAGGAGUCAGGAGCCCCAAGUCAGUGCUUUGGACAUUAGUAGCAUGGCGGCCAGGCUACUAGACAGCUGGAAGGAUCUCAAGGAGGUGUACAGAAUACCAAAAAAGAGUCAGGUGGAAAAGGAAACUAAUGAUCGCAGUCGAGAUCGUGAUACAGCUUUGACAUCACGCAACACUUCUGGUAGCCGUGAAAGGGAGCGUGAAAAGGAACGGGAAAGGGACCGAGAAUAUGACAGAGACUGGGACAGGGAGCGAGAUAGAGAUAGAGAUAGGGAUAGGGAUAGAGACCGGGACCGGGACAGAGAUAGAGACAGAGACAGAGACAGGGAUCGUGAUCGAGACAAAACUCCACGCAACACUGAGAGACGAAGGAGACGGUCGACAUCCCCGCCCUCUUCCUAUGAGAGGAGUAGUCGGCGCACCGAGGAACGUUUUGACCCAUCUAAGACACCAAGGGGCGUUGGCGUCAAGGAGCGCAACAAGCUUUCCACAGAGGAACGCAGGAAGCUGUUUGAGCAGGAGGUUGCUCAACGGGAAGCCCAGAAGCAACAACAGCAGCUUCAGCAGCAGCAACAGCAGCUGCAAACAAUGGCCUAUGACCCUGCUUUGGCCUACGCUUCCAGUUCAGGCUUCAUCACCUACCCACCUGGAUACCCCAUUCAGACCUUUGUGGAUCCCACCAACCCCAAUGCAGGCAAAGUACUACUACCCACCCCUGCAGCUGAUCCCGCCCUGACUUAUGAACAAACCCCUCCCAUUGGACUCCCGUCGCCGUCAUCCACUUCUCAGGCUGCCCCUGCGGCAACUAUCUCUCAGCACAUCACCCCCACCAACAUCAUCACCCCUGCUAACACCCAGCAGUACGCCCAGCCCGCUGUCACUGCCCAGGACUCGGGCGUAUCUGUCCUCUCCGUACCUGCACAAACACACCCCCAAGUGCAGGGCCAGCAGAGCUACACCACACUGUGGGAUCCGGCCACCCAGCAGGCAGUCACCGUACAGACACAACCGGCACAACAGUAUGCCACAGCCCCAGCAGCGGCCCCCACACAAACAGCCAUCUAUUACCAAGGCCAGCCGUGCCAAACCAUCUACAGCAUCCCCACCGCGUACCCUCAGACCAACACUCCAGUCAUCCAGGCAUACUCUGAGCCCACAGCUAGCUAUCUGCACGGACAGACGGUGUAUCCUGGUCAUCAGCAAGGUGUGGUGGUGCAACAGGGCGGCACAGUCACCACCAUUGUUACGUCCCAAACUGUCCAGCAGGAAAUGAUUGUACCCAACAAUGUGAUAGAUCUGCCUCCUCCUUCUCCCCCAAAACCCAAAACUAUUGUUCUACCUCCCAACUGGAAAGUGGCUCGGGACCCUGAAGGAAAGAUCUACUAUUACCAUAUUGUGACAAGGCAAACUCAGUGGGACCCUCCCACCUGGGACGGAAGUAAUGACACAACUACUCUGGACCAUGAAUCAGAGAUGGACCUGGGCACUCCUACUUAUGAUGAGAACCCCUCCAAGUUCUCAACCAAAACAGCUGAAGCAGACACUUCCAGUGAAUUGGCUAAAAAGAGUAAAGAGACAUUCCGCAAAGAUAUGUCACAGUUUAUCGUGCAAUGUUUAAAUCCUUACCGGAAGCCGGACUGUAAACUCGGCCGCAUCAGCAACACAGAGGACUUCAAGCACCUUGCUCGAAAGCUAACCCACGGAGUCAUGAACAAGGAGCUGAAGGCCUGCAAGAAUCCUGAGGACCUGGAGUGUAACGAGAACGUCAAGCACAAGACCAAGGAGUACAUUAAGAAGUACAUGCAGAGGUUCGGCGCCGUGUACAAACCCAAGGAGGACACGGAUGUGUACUGAGCACGCACGCUAUUUAUGAGAGGAGGAGCAACAGGUCAUAGGUCACACAGGCUGUGGAGGGAUGUCGCUGAGGGGUGCUACGUACACUUUUCACUGACUGAUGAAUUUUAGGCUUCUUAACACCUCAAUCCUACCUUUUAAACACAACGAAGAAGAAUCCCGUCUCUUUCAAACUUUCCACUGUUGACCACGGAUCAAAACGCAGAACGGUCCGCUUCUUUUUGCACCAAACUACUUUUUUUUUUUUUUUUUUUUUUUUCUUUUAACAGCGGAGGUCCAAGCUGCAAGACUAGACAAGACAGACAACCGAGCCUUCUGAGUUUUUAUCCACUCCGCAAUGAAUCCGUAUUCCCAUUGUGUCUUUUUAUCACUUUGAAUGCUACGUUUGACGUGCCACACCCUCUUUUUGUUUUGUUUUUUCUAACUGGACUCAUGCAGAAGAGUGUAGCAUUGCGGUUUUAACUUAUCUUUUUUUUUAAUUAUUAUUAUUAUUAUUAUUAUUAUUAUUAUUAUUAUUAUUAUUAUUAUUAUUAUUAAUCACAUUUACACAUAAAGCAGCCUUCGACUUUUAUUUUUAUUUUUAUUUUUUUUCCUCCCGUGAGUUCUCGCAAACCAUCACAGUGUAUUGCAUUAAAUGUGGAUAUAUGAAAUAGUAGUUUUUGGCAAUGUUUAAAUUAACAGAAACCUUUGUAAAAUCAUUUCAUGGUUCUAAAGUGUAAAUAUGUUAUAUUAUUACCAAAUGUGUAUGCAGGAGGUGACCGGCUGGAUCCUCACAUCCAGACCCCUCGCUGGCUCUUGUCAGCACAGAGGGGACAAUUUCAUCUUUUCUUUUCUUUUUUUGGGGGGUUGUUAUUAUUUUUCUAUGUACAAAGUAAUUUUCACCCUACUCGACUGUAAGUAUUGCGUAAGCACAUUGUCAUACCGAGUGUACAAACAUUUUAAAAGAUAAUAAACUGGGGAUUUUUUGUACA